UUAAACUUAGAAGACUUUCCCUGAACAGAGUGGAUGGUGUGUUACUUUUCGUCGUGGGCAGUGUACCGGCCGGGUAAUGGCAUGUUUGAUGUGGAUAAUGUCGACCCAUUCCUCUGUACCCAUCUCAUCUUCGGCUUCGCUGGUCUCAGUAACCAAACCUGGCAGAUUGAGGUUCUGGACCCAUGGAACGAGCUGUGCCCACCGCUGGGUGGUAAAUGUGCCUAUGACCGCUUCGUGGCGCUCAAACAGAAGAAUGCCAACCUGAAGACCAUCCUUGCUGUGGGAGGAUGGAACGAGGGGUCCGACGACUUCUCCGUGAUGGCCAGUGACCCCAACAAGAGGCAGACCUUCAUCAACAGCGCCAUAACACUAGUCAAUGAACACGGCUUCGACGGUCUCGACGUCGACUGGGAGUACCCUGGUUUAAGAGGGGGCAACCCUGACGACAAGGCAAACUUCGUGACGCUGAUUCAGGAGUUCCGUGAGGAGUUCGAUAAGUACCGACCUCCGCUGCUGCUCUCAGGGGCACUCUCGCCGGGCAAGGAUACCAUUGAUGAAGCAUACGACUUGCCAACCCUCUCCCAGGCCUUCGAUAUCAUCAAUGUGAUGGGUUACGACUAUCAUGGUGCCUGGGAUAACUUUACCCAUCACAAACCGCUCCUCUCUGUGAAUCGAUUACACCGACCAAUGGGAUCUGUUCGUUUGAGCAUUCUUUACAAUCUUCAGCACUAUAUGGAGGGUCUGCCAGUUACUAUACUAAAAAUGUCGCGAAUAAGGCAUCUGCGACUAACAUUUGACUUGUGCCAGGACUGUGAUUCAUGGAUCACAAGCACGGCUACUGAGCUGACUACCACCACCACUACUGAGCCGACUACCACCACUACCACUACUGAGACGACUACCACCACUACCACUACUGAGACGACUACCACCACUACCACUACUGAGCCGACUACCACCACUACCACUACUGAACCGACUACCACCACCACCACCACCACUACUGAGCCGACUACCACCACUACUGAGCCGACUACCACCACAACUGAGCCGACUACCACCACUACUACUGAGCCGACUACCACCACUACUACUACCACUACCACUACCACCACUACCACUACUAAGCCGACUACAACUACUCCUGCUGAUUCCACCACAACUCUCCGCCCUUACAUCAAACCCAACUGCAGUGUUCUCAGUGACGGAAGCAAGUUCCCUCACCCUGACUGUAACAAGUUCUGGGAGUGCCGGGACGGGCAGGCCAUAGUGAUGCUGUGUGCUGGUGGCACAGUCUGGGAUGACGUGCUUCAGAUCUGCAACUGGGAAGAGAAUGUUGACAUCUCCAACUGCAACAUGUGGACUUGUCAGGUGGAUAACGAGUACUAUGCUGCCGAAGACUGUGACAAGUACUACUGGUGCUACCAGGGGUCGCCACACCUCGAGCAGUGCCCCAAUGGUCUCUUCUGGAAUCAAAACGUUCUGCAGUGUGAGGAUCCUUCCCUUGUUGAUACUUCCUUCUGCAACCAUUGAUGUGUCUACAACAACCAGCCACUGAUCCUUACCACCACAACCACCACUGAUCCUCGCCAGCACAGAUCCUCACCUCCACAAUCACCAUUGAUCCUCACCACUACAACCACCAAUGAUCCUCACCACCACAACUACCACUGAUCCUCAGCUCUACAACCACCACUGAUCCUCACCUCCACAACCGCCACUGAUCCUCAGCACCUCAACCACCACUGAUCUUCACCACCGCAACCACCAGUGAUCCUCACCUCCACAACCGCCACUGAUCCUCAGCACCUCAACCACCACUGAUCUUCACCACCGCAACCACCAGUGAUCCUCACCUCCACAACCGCCACUGAUCCUCAGCACCUCAACCACCACUGAUCUUCACCACCGCAACCACCAGUGAUUCUCACCUCCACAACCACCACUGAUCCUCAGCACCUCAACCACCACUGAUCCUCAGGACCGCCACCAUCACAACUAUCUCAACCAGCCAUUGAUCUUCAGUACCGCCCCAACCACCUACAAACACCAGCACCACUACGACCACUUCAACAAACAGCCACCCAAAACAACCACCAGACUAGCCACCAAAUCAGCUACAGUCGCCCACCACCACCACCACUAUCACAAGAACAACUACA
Molecule: messenger RNA, 2162 nt
Organism: Cherax quadricarinatus
Lineage: Eukaryota; Metazoa; Arthropoda; Malacostraca; Decapoda; Parastacidae
Source: RefSeq, a predicted model, not a curated record